CCAAAUUUAGCAAACACCUGGUAUGCUCUCGCUAAUAUUAGCUUUUGCAAAUGGCAGGAUUCAUCUCUUCUCAGAUAGUUACGGUUCAUAUCUUCCUAAAGCAGAUACCUAAACCAGAUAACAGGAAUCACAACCUAGAAGUGACAGCUGCUCUACUGUCACUAGAGGUUAGGUAGCUCAUACAGAUACAGCUGGUGGUUUUGUAUCUAGCCAAAGUUAUGUCAGGUGGCUCCUACCCAAACUGUCUGCUUUCAGUAUCAGUAGCGUCGUAUCUGUGGUCUUGCCUUGCAAUCUAAGCGGUACUGCCAUUCAGAACCAGCUCAGUAUGGCACACGUCCUCUUUGGCCCUAGUACCCAGUUAAAGAGUGGGCUUAAAUACAUUCUGGGAAGAGAAGGCACCGCUCAACAAGACCCGUUAAACAUAUGUCAUUUCACAUUUACUUCUUAUACCUUGGACAUCACUUAAGCAGUUAAGUGUCUGUUUCAUAUUAUUUCACAGAUGCAAAAUGAAACCAUCAUGUUCUAACUCCUUUUUCAAUCAAACUUGGAACUAAAGAGUCUCAAUUUCUGCAGACCUGUGGCCCAAGCAUUUGCGAUGGCACGUGUCACAGUCGUUCUUGUCAUGCUGAUAUUAAGUUUUUUCCAGCGUAAGACACCGAUUUCCACUAGCUUGGCAAGUGGACAAGAAGAUGUAGUGGAUACACCUGGGCUACAUAAUGCUCUGUGGAUUAUCAAGCAUGAGUCAAGAGUCAUUCUGUACUGGAAUGAUAACCUGACAAAAGAAGAAACUGAGAAGUACACUGUGAAGUAUAUUUUGAGUUAUAAAUUCUUCAAUACCAGUCACGAAUGGAAAGAAAGACUGCGGGAGAAGAAGAAGAUAAUACGUCUUGAGUUACAUUCUGGUUUUAAUGCUAAAGUUAAAACACAACUUUUUGCAAAAGAAACAGAAGAUGUAAUUAAGGAGAGUGGCUGGACAGAAUUUACUUACAAGGCACCUCCAGUAUAUAUUCAGAAUCUUUCAUGCAUCAUAUAUAACAGUUCUUUUUUCAAUUGCACCUGGCAUAUUAAAGCAGAGGCUCCUGAAGACAUCCAGAUCUUUUUUUCAUACAGACAUGCAGGAAAAGAUUUUGAAUGCCAGCAAUAUAUAAAAAAUGCAAGGAAGAAAAAUAUUGGUUGCCAUAUGAAAAAAAUAUCUUUCCAACAAUCAAAAAAAAUCAAUUUAAACAUAACUGUAAGAGAUCUGAGAAAUAAUUCUAGAAGACUGUCUUAUUACAAAGCUUUUACACCUGAGACAAUAGAGAAACUGAACCCACCGAUCAUUGUCUCAGUUUCCCUUGAAAACAGAAGUAUUAAAAUUCACUGGAAAUCCCCGCCUACUAUUGGUUCUGAAAAAAGCAAGUGCUUUUUGUAUCAAGUGAAAAGAACAGAUUGUAAGAUUGUAGAUGUCACCGCAGAGAAGUAUGAGUAUCCGUUUCAUAAGCCAGCAAACAAAUGUGCAGCACAAGUGAGGGUAAAGAAAGAGACAUGCAUAAGAAACAAGAUUUGGAGUGAAUGGAGUGAACCAGUGUUUAUUCACGAUGAAAAGACAGUGGAUGUCAUGCUGCUAAGCCUCACGUCAUUUUGUCUCCUGAUUUUCCUUGGAGGUUUGCUGCUAUGUGCAUGUAGAAGGUAUAGAUGCCUGGAAGUUAUAACUAUGCCUGUUCCACAUCCUUCAGAUAAUAUCAAAACUUGGUUAGAGGCAGAUGAGACUCACCACCAGGUAGUGUGUGUCUGUCUUUUUUCUCUCACUGCAUUGACAGGUAUGAUAUUACUUGCUAUCAGAAUGGUACAUUACAUCUGGAGCAGCAGGUCAUUUUUAAGAAAAACUGGAAAAAAGGUAUGCGCAAUGUUUGUAGUGAAGCAUGAAGAGAACAGAAUGCUUGUGGAGGUCACAGGACAAUGAUCUCAGUAGACAGGAUGGAGGAAAUCCUCAGGGGAGUAUAAUCUCUAGCGUGUCUCAAAGUGUUUCAGCAUAUCCACACUCAAUGGGGCAACAUUUUAAGAAGUGAUCACCCUGACUCCCUGCAGAAUAGUCAGUUAUGGGAUAUUACAUGUAUAAGCAUGUGGGCAAGUUAUCAAAGGGAAAGUUUUUGUGGAGAUCUGCAAGUCAUUGGCUAUGUUGUAGUAAAUGUGCACAUUCUUAUAGCAAAUAAGAGGAGGCUCCACAAUGCACGCAACAUAAGCUACGCCAACUGUGCACCUGCUGGGGGAUAAAACUGUGUACAGAGGUGUUUACUUUGGAAGAGCUGAUGUGCCGUAAGUUCAGAUGCUAGCUUAUCUCGUGGCAAAUUAUAAGUCUUCAGUCAACUGGGCAAAACAAAACAAAAAAUAUUUGCAAUAUUUGUGUGGCUAUCAUUAAUGGAGCUCCUUGGCUGGCAUAUUCAAUGCUUCUUAUUGCUGUCUGUCAUUGUGUGAGUUAGAGGAAAAAAUGUGCUAGUCAGGCAGUGGUUUAGAUCUCUAAACUCUGGUGAAGCUACACAGUGAACUGUGCUCCAGGAGGCAUGGUAAGAUUGCCUCUUACCUGGUUCUCCUGCAACACAUGAUGAGAAGGUGCAGGUGUGCCCAAACUAUGCUUUUGGGGGGGGAAACAUCAUUGAGAUAGAAAACUGUAAUGAGGAUUUUCUUG
Messenger RNA from Harpia harpyja (harpy eagle), 2665 nucleotides. RefSeq names its product interleukin-5 receptor subunit alpha-like. Gene Ontology annotation, biological process: cytokine-mediated signaling pathway. Gene Ontology annotation, molecular function: protein binding; cytokine receptor activity. The record is from RefSeq and is a predicted model, not a curated record. Gene Ontology annotation, cellular component: external side of plasma membrane. Bases 596 to 1942 code for a protein of 448 amino acids. NCBI's taxonomy places the organism in Eukaryota, Metazoa, Chordata, Aves, Accipitriformes, Accipitridae. The transcript has 9 exons.